Molecule: messenger RNA, 1071 nt
Organism: Solanum dulcamara
Lineage: Eukaryota; Viridiplantae; Streptophyta; Magnoliopsida; Solanales; Solanaceae
Exons: 4
Coding region: 1-1071 (356 amino acids)
Molecular function (GO): RNA-DNA hybrid ribonuclease activity; nucleic acid binding
Source: RefSeq, a predicted model, not a curated record
AUGGCAGAGUAUGAAGCAUGCAUCAUAGGUAUAAAGAUAGUUGUCGAUAAGGAUAUUCAAGAGUUGCUAGUAAUCGGAGAUUCGGAUUUACUAAUUCAUCAGGUUCAAGGGGAAUGGGCCAUGAAUAAUUCGAAGACCGUACGUGAGAAGAAAGCAAUACGUCGAAUGGCUAACAAUUUCUUUCCAAGUGGAGAAAAACUUUAUAGGAGAACGCCAGAUUUGGGACUUCUCAGAUAUGUCGAUGCCAUUGAAGCUACGAAGCUUCUCGAACAGAUUCAUGCGGGAGUUUGUGGAACUCACAUGAAUGGACUUAUAUUGGCAAAGAAAAUCCUUCGAGUCAGCUAUUUUUGGAUGACUAUGGAGCAUGAUUAUUCUUGGGGCAUGGAUGUCAUAGGUCCAAUAGAGCCAGCCGCCUCUAAUGGACAUAGGUUCAUUUUAGUCGCUAUUGAUUAUUUCACCAAGUGGGUGGAAGCAGCCUCAAAUUCAACUGCGUAUCGUCCUCAAAUGAAUGGAGCCGUAGAAGCUGCCAACAAGAACAUCAAAAAGAUCAUGAGGAAAAUGAUUGAUAACCACAGAGGGUGGCAUGAGAUGUUGCCAUAUGCUUUGUUAGGUUACCGAACGACUAUCAGAACAUCAAUUGGGGCAACCCCAUACUUGCUAGUUUAUGGGACGGAAGCCAUAAUUCCUGCCGAAGUGGAAAUACCUUCGUUGAGAAUCAUGCAAGAAGCUGAGUUGAGUAAUGCUGAUUGGGUUCGCAAUCGAAUUGAACAUUUGGCUUUGAUUGAUGAAAAGAGAAUGGCUAUCGUUUACCAUGGUCAACUGUACCAACAAAGAAUGUUUCAUGCUUUUAACAAACGAGUGAGACCAAGAACGUUUGAAGUUGGCCAAUUGGUUCUUAAAUGCAUUUUUCCAUAUCAAAAUGAAUAUAAGGGAAAGUUCGCGCCAAAUUGGCAAGGACCAUACAUGGUGCGCAAAGUGUUGUCUGGAGGUGCCUUAAUAUUAUCCGAGAUGGAUGGACAAGAAUGGUCGAAACCAAUCAACUCAGAUGCCGUCAAAAGAUACUAUGUUUGA